UAAUAGCACAGGUGAGAUAAUUCAAGGUAGUAAUGUGUGAUAAUAACCGUGUGUCCUCAUCGUGGCAGACGGGGGCCUUCAUUGUCGGCCUUAUCUCCUGUGAAUUUCCCUGCGGCCGGUUAUUGACAAAGGCAGCGAGAUACACACUCACACUUCAUUAUGGAGCAGAGACGUGACAUCAGCAGCUUGCUGGGUUACCAGGAUACCUGGAGAGAGGCCCCCGGCCAUCCAAUUAGGCACCAGAAGAGAAAACAGCCUCUAGAUCAGCUCCCAGAUAAUUGUUUUUCAGUCAGUCCGCUGACACACCGAGAAACAGCCGGACUACUGCAACGCACACACACAGACACACGGAAGCGGAGGAACAUGGAAGCCGAGGAAGAAGAGUGGAACAAAGAGCUGAGUGCACACAAACUGCUGGAUAAAAAGGUGCUCUGCAAGCAGAAUGGAGGGAUCGGUAUAGUGAGAACUCUUCACAGCCUGUUGAAAACCCAGAACACACUGCAGAUUCAGUCCAUCGCCCGCUCAGAAUGUGCUGGCUCCUGUCCAAAUCUGAUGAUGAGUAGGAGCGAGCACGCCGAUGCGAGGCCCGUCCCCGUGGCCCUCACCCCCCAACUGCCUCCCAGAGCUCACCGGCCCCUCUGCAUGUCGAUCUCCUCCGACAGCAGCGGACGCUUCAAGGCUCUGGAGACGCAGGAGUGGAAGAACAACCUCAAAGCUCAGAUGGAGCAGGCCCACAGUGCGGGAGCGGCCAGCAGCACGGGAUCUCUGGAGCGAGCGUCUCUGUUCUGCGCGUCGGCUUCCACCGCGUCCGGCUCCGGCCUGUCCAGCCCGGUGGAGAUCCUCAACAAGAGCCGGUCCUCCAGCCGCUUCUCUCUCUUCUCCCCCCCCUGGAACAGCAGCUCGGAGUCCGAAUCCAACCCUCCGUCCCGCUCGGGCUCCAAGAAGCUGCGCAACUACAGCAGAAGAGCCGCCACGGGGCCGGCCGGCGCCAGGGGGCCCGACACGCCCGAGCCCAGACCAGGCGGCCCCGAACACUUCCAGUACUCGGAGCCCGUCAUCUCCAAAGUGACGGACUACAUCUACGUCGGCAACCUGAACGCGGCGUACAACGGGCGCACCCUGUGCCGCAACAACAUCGACAGCAUCAUCGACAUGAGCAGCGUGCCGGGGGAGCCGGGCCCCAGCCUCAACCUCAUACCGUGCACCUGCUCGCGCGGCGCGCGCCACAGCUGGUCCCGCCUCAAAGUGGACAUCGGAGACGUGCCGGACGCGCUCGGCGACGGGCCGGCCCUGAAGCAGCGCUGCUUCGAGGACAUCAACGAGUGCAUCGACGCCUCGACCGAGAAGAGGAAGCGCGUGCUGGUCCACUGCCGGGACGGCUUCUCUCUGGCGCCGACGUGCAUCAUCCAGUACCUGAUGGUGAAGCAGAACAUGAGGCUGAUCGCCGCCUACGAGACCCUGAGGGCCAAGUACCCGGUCAACAUCAGGGACUGCCACCAAAACGCGCUGGUGAGCCUGGAGAGAGCGCUGCGGCCCGGAGGCAACGUUGACCCCGAGUGCUUCAAACAGGCCAUCUCGCGCAAAGUGGCGUGGACCUGACUCGGGUUUCCCAACGUGCUCGGCUGCUGCUGCUUAAGACUCUCUUUCAUAGAGAGGCGAAGUCCCUCCCCCUUGCAGUGGACCCCCACGGGACCUUAAUUCAGAAAAAAAUACAGU
Messenger RNA from Perca flavescens (yellow perch), 1716 nucleotides. RefSeq lists its product as uncharacterized. The coding region runs from base 160 to 1599 and encodes 479 amino acids. Lineage: Eukaryota; Metazoa; Chordata; Actinopteri; Perciformes; Percidae. The transcript is spliced from 5 exons. Gene Ontology annotation, biological process: peptidyl-tyrosine dephosphorylation; negative regulation of MAPK cascade. Gene Ontology annotation, molecular function: protein tyrosine/threonine phosphatase activity; MAP kinase tyrosine/serine/threonine phosphatase activity; MAP kinase tyrosine phosphatase activity. The record is from RefSeq and is a predicted model, not a curated record. Gene Ontology annotation, cellular component: cytoplasm; cytosol.